GCGGAUCCACCGGAGAAACUCCUGAACCCUUCAGAUGAUCAUGAGAGUCCUGAGCGCUUUGCUCCUCAUCAGUGCUGUCGCAGCGCCUGUGAGAGGAGACACAAACUUCACAGCAGAGACUCGCAGCACUCCUCCAGUAAAGACGGUGCUGAAGUCCAGCUUCCAUCUGUAUCACGAGGGGAGCGUGUUUGAGGAGACCUGCGCCGUGGUCCCAUUCAGGUCCGAAACCCUCCACAGAUGCGCCUACAACCGAAGCGACCCGCUGGUGCUGAUUAUACACGGCUGGACGAUGAAUGGGCUCAUGGAGCCCUGGAUCUUCAGUCUGGCUUCUGCGCUGAAGGUCCGGCUGGGGCGGGUCAACGUGCUCAUCAGCGACUGGAGGAAGCUGGCACUUCAGCCGUAUCCAAUCGCAGCCAAGAACAGCAGACAGGUGGGGAGGGACGUGGCCAGGCUGCUCAAAUGGCUGGAGGAAGUGGCGCAGCUCUCCAUGGAUGAUGUCCACCUGAUUGGCUAUAGUCUGGGAGCGCAUGUGGCCGGAUUCGCAGGAAGUCAUUUCAGAGGACUGAGGAAAGUGGGCCGCAUUACUGGUCUGGAUCCGGCCGGGCCACACUUCGAAGGUCAGCCGGCAUUUGACAGACUGUCUCCGGACGACGCUCAGUUUGUGGACGCCAUCCACACCUUCACCGGCUCCAGCAUCAUGCCGGGAGUAGGAAUAAAGCAGAGCGUCGCUCACGUGGACUUCUACCCCAACGGAGGCUCCUUUCAGCCCGGCUGCAAGAUGCUCGACAUUUACAGCAACGUCUUCCAGUAUGGCCUGCAAGGUGUUCCCAAGACCAUUAAAUGCGCCCAUGAGCGCGCCGUCAAACUCUUCACAGACUCCCUCAUCAAUGCCAGCCAGCCCAUAAUAGGCUUCCGUUGCCGUGACGACAGCUCCUUCAACAAAGGCCUGUGUCUGGACUGCAAACAGAUGCGCUGCAACACGCUGGGCUUCGACGUGCGGCGCGAGCGCGCGGGGAGGAGCGUUAAAGGCCUGUACCUCAGGACCGGCCCGCAGGCGCCCUAUAGAGGUCAGUGUGUGUGAACGAGUCUCUUCUCUUCUCUUUAUAUAGCACCUCCUCACUCUCUCCUCAGUCUUUCACUACCAGAUCAAAGUCCUGCUGAAGAACCUGAUCGAGCCCG
This is a messenger RNA of Sinocyclocheilus rhinocerous, 1179 nucleotides long. RefSeq names its product hepatic triacylglycerol lipase-like. Gene Ontology annotation, molecular function: apolipoprotein binding; lipoprotein lipase activity. NCBI's taxonomy places the organism in Eukaryota, Metazoa, Chordata, Actinopteri, Cypriniformes, Cyprinidae. Gene Ontology annotation, biological process: lipid catabolic process. Bases 35 to 1081 code for a protein of 348 amino acids. The transcript is spliced from 6 exons. The record is from RefSeq and is a predicted model, not a curated record.